CCCCGGGCGCCACUGCUCGCUGUGGGGCGGGCGGGCGCGGCCGAGGCGGAGCGCGGCGGCAGGCAGACGAGAUGCGAGCGCGGCCGCCGUCCGGGCCGCUCUGGGCCACUCUGCUGGCGCUGGGGGCGCUGGCGGGCGUCGGCGUCGGAGGGCCCAACAUCUGCACCAUGCGGGGUGUGAGCUCCUGCCAGCAGUGUCUGGCUGUGAGUCCCAUGUGUGCCUGGUGCUCAGAUGAGUCUCUGCCUCCAGGCUCACCCCGCUGUAACCUGAAGGAGAACCUGCUGAAGGAGAACUGCUACGUGGAGUCCAUCGAGUUUCCCAUCAGUGAGGCCCGUGUACUGGAGGCCAGGCCCCUUAGUGACAAGGGCUCUGGAGACAGCUCCCAGGUUACUCAAGUCAGUCCCCAGAGGAUUGCGCUCCGACUACGGCCAGAUGAUUCGAAGAAUUUCUCCGUCCAAGUGCGACAGGUGGAGGAUUACCCUGUGGACAUCUACUACUUGAUGGACCUGUCCUACUCCAUGAAGGAUGAUCUGAAGAGCAUCCAGAGCUUGGGUACCAAUCUGGCCUUGCGGAUGCGUGAGCUCACCAGUAACUUGCGUAUUGGCUUUGGGGCCUUUGUGGACAAGCCUGUGUCACCAUACAUGUACAUCUCCCCACCAGAUGCCCUCAAAAAUCCCUGCUAUGACAUGAAGAAUGCCUGCUUGCCCAUGUUUGGCUACAAGCAUGUGCUGACGCUAACUGACCAGGUGACCCGCUUCAACGAGGAGGUGAAGAAGCAGAGUGUGUCUCGGAACCGAGACGCCCCAGAGGGUGGCUUUGAUGCCAUCAUGCAGGCUACAGUCUGUGAUGAAAAGAUUGGCUGGAGGAAUGAUGCAUCCCACUUGCUGGUGUUCACCACUGAUGCCAAGACUCAUAUAGCACUGGAUGGAAGGCUGGCAGGCAUUGUCCAGCCCAAUGAUGGGCUGUGCCAUAUUGGCAGUGACAACCAUUAUUCUGCCUCCACUACCAUGGAUUAUCCCUCCCUGGGGCUGAUGACUGAGAAGCUAUCCCAGAAAAACAUCAAUUUGAUCUUUGCAGUGACUGAAAACGUAGUCAAUCUCUACCAGAACUACAGUGAGCUCAUCCCAGGGACCACAGUGGGGAUUCUGUCUGCAGAUUCCAGCAAUGUCCUGCAGCUCAUCGUUGACGCCUAUGGGAAAAUCCGCUCUAAAGUAGAGCUGGAAGUGCGUGACCUCCCUGAGGAGUUGUCUCUAUCCUUCAACGCCACCUGCCUUAACAGCGAGGUCAUCCCAGGCCUCAAGUCUUGUGUGGGACUCAAGAUUGGAGACACGGUGAGCUUCAGCAUUGAGGCCAAGGUGCGUGGCUGCCCCCAGGAGAAGGAGAAGUCCUUCACCAUCAAACCUGUGGGCUUCAAGGACAGCCUAACGGUUCAGGUCACCUUUGACUGCGACUGUGCUUGCCAAGCCCACGCUGAGCCAAACAGCCCCCAUUGCAACAAUGGCAACGGGACCUUCGAGUGUGGGGUGUGCCGCUGUGGGCCCGGCUGGCUGGGGUCCCAGUGUGAGUGCUCCGAGGAGGACUACCGCCCCUCCCAACAGGACGAGUGCAGCCCCCGGGAGGGCCAGCCUGCCUGCAGCCAGCGGGGCGAGUGCCUCUGCGGCCAGUGUGUCUGCCACAGCAGUGACUUUGGCAAGAUCACGGGCAAGUACUGCGAGUGUGACGACUUCUCCUGCGUCCGCUACAGGGGGGAGAUGUGCUCGGGCCAUGGCCAGUGCAGCUGUGGGGACUGCCUCUGUGACUCCGACUGGACCGGCUAUUACUGCAACUGCACCACGCGCACCGACACCUGCAUGUCCAACAACGGGCUGCUGUGCAGUGGCCGGGGGAAGUGUGAAUGCGGCAGCUGCAUGUGCAUCCAGCCGGGCUCCUACGGGGAUACCUGUGAGAAGUGUCCCACCUGCCCUGAUGCCUGCACCUUUAAGAAGGAGUGCGUGGAGUGUAAGAAAUUUGGCCGGGGAGUCCUGCACGAGAAAAAUACCUGUAACCGUUACUGCCGUGAUGAGAUUGAGCCCGUGAAGGAGCUUAAGGACACUGGCAAGGAUGCAGUGAAUUGUACCUACAAGAAUGAGGAGGACUGUGUUGUCAGAUUCCAGUAUUAUGAAGACGCCAGUGGAAAGUCCAUCUUGUAUGUGGUGGAAGAGCCAGAGUGUCCCAAGGGCCCUGACAUCCUGGUGGUCCUGGUUUCGGUGAUGGGAGCCAUUUUGCUCAUCGGCCUUGCUACUCUGCUCAUCUGGAAGCUCCUCAUAACCAUCCAUGACCGGAAGGAGUUUGCUAAAUUUGAGGAAGAGCGAGCCAGAGCAAAAUGGGACACAGCCAACAACCCACUGUAUAAAGAGGCCACAUCUACCUUCACCAAUAUCACCUACCGGGGUGCCUCAUAACAAGCAGUUGUCCUUGGAGUGUUAUCAGACUGUUCUGGGAUCGUGGGGUCUUCCCAUCAUGUUUACAGAGGACAGUGUCUGUGGGGUGGGAUUUGGGGCUUGAGGUGGGUUGGGUUAGAGAAUGUCAGUAUUGGAAGUGCGGGUCUCUGUGGUGGACCUGUGUGUAUGAGUGUGUUGCGUGUUGGGGGAACGUGUAAUUUAAAACUUGUGAUGUGUCCUGACUAAGGGGAGCCCCUCAGUCUUUGUCCUCAGAAUGCCUCCUGCAGGGAUUCUUCCUGCUUAGCUUGAGGGUGUGGCCUGUGUGGCUGAGCAGGUGUUCUGCAUUACCUCAGUGAGAAGCCAGCUUCCCUCAUCAGGUCGUUCUCCCCGAGCAGAAAAGCAGAGCUGAAGCUUCUCAUUCCAGAGGAAGGAACGCCAAGCCUCGGCUCUGCCCUGAGGAUGCCUUUGUGGUCCUUGGGACUGAGUCUCAGUGGCUCUGGUGGGAACUGCUGUGCUUUGCAGCCCAGUUGCAUCACCUUUACCCCAUCUCCCUUUCCUUCCCUCAGACUGAGGGAGGAGCCAGGGGACAGCUGAACCAUUAUUACUGUCUGUGCCCUUUGCCAUCACCUCAGUCCAGCCAUGGUUCUUCCAUAAGGAAAGUCCUUGCCACCUAAUCCUUUGGCCUGUUUGGAGUGAGGAUGGCAGGGCCAUCCAGGGGGCAUGUAUGGUCUUGGGGGACGUGCCUGUGUCCCCAAGUUCACAAUGACAGUCACCUUCAGAUUUGCCUCAUUGAGAGCUCUCCCCUGGAGGUUGGUUUAGAAAAAGUUUGUCACCCUUAGACCAGCACCAUCUCCUUACCUCCUACUUCUGUACUCUGACUGCUGUAGACCUGUACUAUGUACUGGGGAUUUUUCUCAUGACCAGAAGCUUUUCCUCCAAGAGAGAGUGCUAUGGUUAGAGCCAGACCCUGAGCCUCCAGACUUUCUGCCCCUGUCCAAGGCACCACUGCAUACCCAACCCUUUGCCUCUGUAUACUACAUCCAUCCAUGGGGCUGAAUGCAUUUAUCUACCUCUUGGGUGUCUUGUGAAGGAAUCAUUCCUCCGUGGUUCUCUGAGCCUACUGGGCAAAAGUGGAAUGAUGAUCCAGUUGUAUCAGCAUGUGUGGCCUCUUCUAUGGGUGGGGCAACCACAUUUUAACUCAGUCUUUAAUCUGAGAGGCCACAAGUGCCAUUGCAUUUUAUUUUUCUUAUUGGGGCACCUGAAACUAUGAUGCAGUUUGUUUAAUCCAAAGGAGCAUGUAUAUAAUUUCACUUGCAUUAUAUUUGUAAUUUUAUUUGAUGAUUAGAAAGGAGAGCAUAAAAAACCACACAGACAUGGGCUGGUUACAGACACUCCCACUUGGCAUCAUUUAUAGCAAGUCACUGCUCAGUUGCUGGAUCUGUAAGGGUGCUCUUGUCCUGGAAACCUGUGGGGAUGGACAUGUGGAUAUACCGGACCUUUCCCGAAGAGGAAGGGAAUGAGCUAUUCUUUUCCCUUUUAACAAUAGCAGUUGCUCCAUUGGUAUUUACAUUCAUCCAACUUUAAAAAUUAUCAGGAGGUGUCCCCACAUUCCCCAGGAAAAAAGAGAAAGAGCUAUAAACACUGGUCUGAAACUCAGAAUAUCUGAGUCCUGGCCUCAGUGUUGCAGACAAGGAGACAGCAUUAAUCAAGGCAAGUCAUUUUCCUCUUCCUGGGGUUCAGUCUUCUAGUUUGAAAACUGAUAGUCUUGAAAGUCUCUUUCAGUAUCAGCAUUCUCAGAUGCUGGGACUCAACCACGGCAUCGAACAUACAGUGUCAAGAUUCCGUGGGAUGCUGAUACUGUUUGUUUUCUAAGUUGGGAGAUCUGGGAGACCUGGAUUUCUCAAGAGGAGAUGUCAUUCCGCAUUACCUUUCUCAAUGAAAAAUUCUCAUCUUUUCUCAGAGCCCGUCCUCCAUCCUCUGUUAGCUGUUACACCUCCUGAUGUCGCACUUAAGCUUCAUUUAGCUCUUAUUUCUUAGUUCUCUGUGCACAUAUUUGCAUCCACAUGUUAGGGAAGAGGAAUCCAUAAGAAGUCGCUGAAACCUGUAUUCUGUAUCCAUGUGAUAACACUGAGAAUUAACCUUGGAAUUAGGAACAGGAUAAAUGACUGAUCCUGUGCCUCUUACCCAUGGCUCACCCCUUUCUGAAGGGGAUGGGAAUGUGGUAGAGGGAAGGGGAUGGGGGUGGGGUGAGGAUUAUUGCGAGUCCAAGAAGUUUAGAACCUAACUAUAACCUUUGGCUACUGAGACAUGGAGUCCAUUAGAGUAGUAGUGGGACAUUGUUUUUAUGUUUUUUUGGUUAUUUUUAUUAUUAUUUCUUGUAGGACAUUUUCUUUAGACAAGAUGGUUUAUGUGAAGAAAAUAUAUCAAAGGAGGAAGAAUAGGUAUCUAAAGGAUGAAAAAAAAAAAGUAAGAAUCUUGUCUGAGCUUCUGAUAUGAGGCUCAUAGGCCUUGAACACCAGUGCUGUUUGUUAAUAUGUCAGAAUAACCUCUAGCUGUGUUCACCAGAUAGCAAAAUAGUAGGCAGCUUUGGUGUCAUAUAGGGUUAACAUCUAAAUAGUAUUUUCGCAUCAGACAAACUCAGCCCAAAUGGGUUCCUUUUGCCUGGCUCUUUUGGAGGUUAUUUUAUGACCAUUCUCAGCAUCUGUGGAUUAUAACGGUCACCUUUGAACAUUCUUCACUUCCGGAUGACAAGUUGUCACAUAAAGAGUCGUUUCUUCACUCCUCAGAUAUUCCUAGAACAUCUGUGAUUUCAAGAUAUUUCUCUUUGUUAAGUAUUCUUGGUUGAAAUGACUUAAGUGCCUUCUGACUUCCUAACCACUCUGAGUUGUGCAACAGUGGAUUAAAACUGCUUCCCAUAAAGAAUGGGCCUAAGGCUG
Molecule: messenger RNA, 5356 nt
Organism: Choloepus didactylus (southern two-toed sloth)
Lineage: Eukaryota; Metazoa; Chordata; Mammalia; Pilosa; Megalonychidae
Gene: ITGB3
Product: integrin subunit beta 3
Exons: 15
Coding region: 72-2441 (789 amino acids)
Biological process (GO): cell adhesion mediated by integrin; integrin-mediated signaling pathway; cell-matrix adhesion
Cellular component (GO): focal adhesion; integrin complex; cell surface
Molecular function (GO): integrin binding; fibrinogen binding; fibronectin binding
Source: RefSeq, a predicted model, not a curated record